Messenger RNA from Rosa chinensis, 750 nucleotides. Its product is annotated as sm-like protein LSM3B. The transcript is spliced from 3 exons. Gene Ontology annotation, biological process: P-body assembly; mRNA splicing, via spliceosome. NCBI's taxonomy places the organism in Eukaryota, Viridiplantae, Streptophyta, Magnoliopsida, Rosales, Rosaceae. Gene Ontology annotation, molecular function: RNA binding. The record is from RefSeq and is a predicted model, not a curated record. The coding region runs from base 86 to 379 and encodes 97 amino acids. Gene Ontology annotation, cellular component: catalytic step 2 spliceosome; precatalytic spliceosome; P-body.
UAGGGUGUGGAGUCGAAUGUGAUAAACCCUAAAACAAAGUCGAGAAAGCAGAGAGCAUUGAGUGGAAGAAAGCAGCAAGGAAAAGAUGGCGAGUGAGGAAGAGAGCGCGGUGAAGGAGCCUUUGGAUCUGAUAAGGCUUAGCCUCGACGAGCGCAUUUACGUCAAGCUCCGCUCUGACCGUGAGCUCCGCGGUAAACUCCAUGCUUAUGAUCAACAUUUAAAUAUGAUUCUUGGUGACGUGGAAGAAAUUGUUACCUCUGUGGAAAUUGAUGAUGAAACUUAUGAAGAGAUUGUCCGGACUACAAAGAGGACAGUUCCAUAUCUAUUUGUCAGAGGAGACGGUGUCAUCCUUGUUUCACCCCCACUAAGGACAGCUUGAUUAUAAUUUGGUGGAGGACGACUGGAUUGGGUGACUUGUAUUUGGGAAAUGGAUUGUCGUUAUAUUUAACAAAAAUCUGUUCUAUGUAUUCUAAUUUUAGUUCUCUGAAUGAACAAGAUUCUUGAAUCCGUAGGGGUUCAACUGUACUUGCUGAGGUAGCUGAAAGAAUGGGGUUUUGUUGAAUAUGAAUUUGGUAGAUUCUUGGUGUAAUUGUUUUUUGCUUUCUGUUUGCUUGAACAGACCUCGAUACUGUGCCCUAGAAUUGAUGCCUAUUACCACUGAUAGCCAUUGGUCACACUGUAACGGCACUAAUGCUGCAGAAAUAUAAAUUCCGGGCUGUGUUGAGUGAUUGACCGAUUGCCCUUAAUGUU